Dichomitus squalens LYAD-421 SS1 is the source of this 997-nucleotide messenger RNA. RefSeq lists its product as uncharacterized. The record is from RefSeq and is a predicted model, not a curated record. The transcript is spliced from 3 exons. Gene Ontology annotation, biological process: maturation of LSU-rRNA; maturation of 5.8S rRNA. NCBI's taxonomy places the organism in Eukaryota, Fungi, Basidiomycota, Agaricomycetes, Polyporales, Polyporaceae. Bases 64 to 750 code for a protein of 228 amino acids. Gene Ontology annotation, cellular component: preribosome, large subunit precursor.
CCGAUUUUUGCCUACCAUCUGCCGUCCUUGCUACUGUCUAUCUUCCCCGUCCUGGUUCACAUGAUGCCGCCCGCGAAACGACAGAAGACCUCGGAUGAUGAAAUCUCGGAAACAGAGAAUGACGAAGAGAUCCUUUCCGGCUCUGAACAGGACGAGUACUCGUCCGAUGCUGGAUCCAGCGUCGUUGCAAGCGAACCGGACACGGAAGACGAGAUCGCCGAUGCAAAGCUCGCCAAGUCCAAGAAGACCUUGAAGAGAAAACGGCGCGCUACAGACGCUGUCAAUUUCGGUGCGACUCUGCAGUCGCUGCUCACCACAAAUGCACCUGCAGCUCCUCUGUCGCUCAAGCCCUCCAUUGCAAAGAAGCGAAGGGAUGAGAAGUUAGAGGCGAAGGGAAAGCAUGUGUUACAGAUAGAGAAGAAGGAAAAGGAGGACCGGGGGCGGAUAACGGACGUUAUUGGUGGGUGGGGAGGGGAGAGCGAAAGGGCAUUACGGAAAGUCGCGCAGCGAGGAGUUGUGAAGCUCUUCAACGCUAUUCAGCAAUCACAGGCCGCUUCUGCCGCUGCAGCGGAGGAACUGAAAUCAAAUCGUGGCACGGGUAAGCCAACUCUCCCUGCUCCCGCCAUCCACGACAAAAAGAAGAAGGGCAAGCGCCAGGACAACAUCAUUGGAAGAGGGAAAGAAGCGACGUUGGCUCAAGACGACUUCUUGGACAUCAUUCGAUCCGGCGGCAUCGUAUCCAAGGCGUGAAUAUUCUACGUGCUGCAGCUAGUGCCGCGUGUAGCUACUCCGCUAAUGGACUGCUCGUGCCAAUACACGGUGGCUAAGCUCUUGUACUCGAUAUUGGCCACCAUGCAUAUCAUCAUGAUCUCCGCUGCGAAGUUCAAGAUGGAAACACGCCAGCUCUGUUAUCCCUAUAAAUUGUGACAUAUUUCCGGUUUGUCGGUAGGAUUUUGUGGUUUUCAGGCGUUUCGGAUGAGAGCUAUGCCAGUGAGCG